AGACACCCUCAAGAUUCCUGGCUAUCUGGACCACUGCAGACACCUCCUUUCCUGGCUACCCCACCCUGCGCUCCAGACACUAUGAAGCUUCCUUCCACAAAGGUCUCCUGGGCCGCCGUGACGCUGCUGCUGCUGCUGCUACUGCUGCCGCCCGCGCUGCUGUCGCCCGGGGCGGCCGCGCAGCCCCUGCCCGACUGCUGUCGCCAGAAGACGUGCUCCUGCCGCCUCUACGAGCUGCUGCACGGCGCGGGCAAUCACGCGGCAGGCAUCCUCACGCUGGGCAAGCGGCGACCGGGGCCCCCGGGCCUCCAGGGCCGGCUGCAGCGCCUCCUGCAGGCCAGCGGCAACCACGCCGCCGGCAUCCUGACCAUGGGCCGCCGCGCAGGCGCAGAGCCAGCGCCGCGCCCCUGUCCCGGGCGCCGUUGUCCUGCGGCGGCCGCCACCUCCGUCACACCUGAGGGACUGUCUGGGGUCUGAGCCGUUCUUCGGGCCCGUCCUGGCCCUGCCCUUUCCCCUCUGCCCACCCGGCAUCAGCCCCCAGCAAAACGGCAAUAAAGGCGAGUCUCCGUU
Molecule: messenger RNA, 570 nt
Organism: Microcebus murinus (gray mouse lemur)
Lineage: Eukaryota; Metazoa; Chordata; Mammalia; Primates; Cheirogaleidae
Gene: HCRT
Product: hypocretin neuropeptide precursor
Biological process (GO): eating behavior; sleep; positive regulation of transmission of nerve impulse
Cellular component (GO): perinuclear region of cytoplasm
Molecular function (GO): type 2 orexin receptor binding; neuropeptide hormone activity; type 1 orexin receptor binding
Source: RefSeq, a predicted model, not a curated record